CGGGGUUCCUAUAGGCCUACGCUAUCGGUGAAGGCACACAGCUUGGAGUUGUUUCCCGGUGCUUUUGCGUAGCAACAAUCAAACGGGAAAUUUUCAAAACAUGACUGGCCAAAUCUGGACGAGUCCGCGUUUCGUUGGGAUCAAGCUUCGGGACCACCUCACACUAUCAUAAGCGCCGGGCGUACAGGAAGAUACGCGGCCGGAUGAUAGAUGCUCUGCGUUUCUACCCCUCCCCCAGAUCAUCACGUUGUUUGUUUGGUUUUGGUUCACGUUUCCCCUGACGUAAUGCUGCGGCCUGGGUUUGUGCCGGGGUAUAAAACCCAGCGCCUGGCGCGCGUCCUUACAUUUCUCCAUAAAGUGGACCAGGACGCCGAAUUGGAGAGACUACACUUUGAAGCCGGGCCAUCAUCACGCGCACAGCGGCAGACUACACCAAAGAAGAGAAGAAAAUUAGUUGUUCGCGGUGGGUCAGCGAGACAAGAUGGAAGCCACGCUGCGAUGCAUCUUGGGAGCUGUGGUAAUUUUCAGUGCGGCAACAACCGUCCUCGGAUCAGUAGACCACAGAUGCAGACGGACAUACCAGUACCGGGCCGCGGAGGGAUACACGACGUACCACAGUCAGCGGUACACUGUCAGCUGCGGAUGGUGCGGAUGGUCUCGAUGCGCUCGGUACAGGCAAUUGUCCUCUUACAAUUACCGUACCCAACUGCGGACAAGCGCCCGCACACAGUGUUGCACCGGAUGGCGCAUGGACGGCUAUGGGAAGUGCUCGAUUCCCAUAUGCAGCCCCUCCUGUCACCCUACUCGAGGACGAUGCGUCAGGCCUAACGUCUGCCAGUGUAAUACAGGGUAUCACGGUAGAACCUGCAGCUAUGAUAUUAAUGAAUGCAUGCGAAAGUCAAAGGCUUACCCGCAGUGCGACCACAUAUGCAUCAACACGGUCGGCAGCUACCGUUGUGAGUGCCACUCGGGCUACGCACUUGACGCUGACGGACACAGCUGCACUGAUAUCAAUGAGUGCUCCAUGUCCCGCACCCAAGACUGUUACCAUAAGUGCGUGAAUACGCCUGGAAGCUACAGGUGUGAAUGCUAUCGAGGAUACACCCUUAAGGCAGGUGGAAAAGAGUGCAAAGAUGACAACGAAUGCACAGGGAUGAAUAACCAAUGCGACCAGAUCUGCAUAAAUGAACCACGAGGUUAUUCUUGCAACUGCGCGAUGGGAUACGCAUUGUCUCGUCUGUACAAUUGUCUAGACAUAGACGAAUGUGAACUGGGUGAACCAUACGAGGACUGUGACCAGAUUUGCACCAACGCCGUGGGCACGUUCACGUGUUCGUGUAACGCUGGCUACGAGCUUGGAAUGGACAAGAAGACAUGCAUCGAUGUUGACGAGUGUGCCCCGCCCAUGAACUGCGACGUGAUCAAACUCUGUGAAAGCGGAAGUCAAAAUAUGAACUGCUCUUACGUCGACGGUCACUUGGUUGACCUCAGUAGUUGCAAUGGAGGCGAAGACUGUUGUUCCAGGCUAGACUACAACUGUACCGAGUUGCAGGUCUGUCAGAGGACAUCGCAGGUCCUAACCUGCGCUUGCAUUGAUCGAGACGGACACGCCCUAACGGAAGUCGAAGAGGACCCUGGAGGCACAAGCGGCUACGACCUGUCUGUGUUGCGACGCUGUGAGAAGGUAAACGGGUAUUUCACUUGCGUCUCGGUCUCCGGCUAUGACCUCGUCAUCGACAAUGAGUUCUGCGAGGCUCUACAAAAGCAUAACUGCACGGAAAGGGAAUUCUGCAGGAACACUGUGGGUGGCUACGAAUGUCCUUGCAAGGAGGGAUACAUCCGAAACGACGAUACCCAGUUAUGCGACGAUAUCGACGAGUGCUCGACUGACUACAUGAACUGUCCGGAGGGAGAGGCCCAAGUCUGCAAGACAAGCAACGGCACCAUCCUGUGCGAGUGUCACCAAGGGGAGGCUAUCGUGUGUGAAGGUACUUGUGCCGAUGGAUGUUAUGGCCCGCUGGUGUGCUUUGAAUAUAAGUGCGCCUGCUUCGAGGGAUUCUUUCUAAACACCGACAACAAACCGUGUAUAGGUGAGGGAUGUGAUGAGGCGAUCCACGAUUGCACCGAGACGGAGAAAUGCGUGAACACGAUCGGAGGCUACAACUGCACAUGCGCAGAGGGCUACGUCAGGGAAGACAUCGUGAAUGGAACUUGCAGAGACGUGGAUGAGUGUGCAGAGAGGACUUACAGAUGCAAUCAUCUGUGCAUGAACGAGGUUGGCAACUACUCCUGCUCAUGCGUGGAAGGCUACACGCUGAGUGAGGACGGAUACACCUGCUUUAUGCCAUUGGCGCUCAGCGAGGCCUACAUGACGUUGUCUCAGGAGGAUGCACUCGAUGAACCGGUCGAGAUCACAAUGACGACGAACGGGUUUGCAUGGUGGCUGUUACCUCUGGGGAUAAUCUGCGGCUUUGUCAUCGUCGCCCUCAUGGCCAUUGGAAGGAACAAGUCCGCACGGUUUCGACGGGGGACAGACGUGCCGUUGAACGCUUUCCGCUCCCUUGGCGGACGUAUGGCGUCUGGGCUACGUAGCCGCCUGUCCCAUCGCGACGAGAAUCGAGAGUCCAACGUGUACAUGAGUCCUCCCUCCCAGCAGCGGGGCAAAGACGCUGCAGUGGCGUAGCUGGGAUUUUACUAGGGGGGGGCACUGACAUCUUAUGAAGGCACCAGCUUUCAGUGGUGGUGUUUUUUUUUUUUUUUUGGCGCAAAUUUUUGUUAGCCUUUUUCAUUAUCCAGUCAUCCGUUUUUAUUCAGGGCGGAGGGCACCUGGGGGCCCCCUUUUUUGGGGGGGGGGGCAAGUGCUCCCCCUCCCCCUGACUACAUCACUGACAUGCAGACAACU
Messenger RNA from Acanthaster planci (crown-of-thorns starfish), 2902 nucleotides. RefSeq lists its product as uncharacterized. The record is from RefSeq and is a predicted model, not a curated record. NCBI's taxonomy places the organism in Eukaryota, Metazoa, Echinodermata, Asteroidea, Valvatida, Acanthasteridae. Gene Ontology annotation, molecular function: calcium ion binding.